Cercospora beticola is the source of this 554-nucleotide messenger RNA. RefSeq lists its product as uncharacterized. The record is from RefSeq and is a predicted model, not a curated record. NCBI's taxonomy places the organism in Eukaryota, Fungi, Ascomycota, Dothideomycetes, Mycosphaerellales, Mycosphaerellaceae.
CCUGUCCAAGAAUUCUUCUCGGUCGAUGAGGUUUCCUCUCCGCAGUACUUCUACUUGUGCUUUGUGUAGCAAACCGCCGUUAUCUCAAACCGACAUCGCCCAACAUGAAGUUGACAGGACUCGUUACUCUUGCCAUACUGGCCACCUCUGCAUCGGCACGGAAACUCAAGAAGAAAGUCUGGCAAUCGCAGAACCACGGAGCAAACUCCACAGAGCUCAUCAAAUGCGUUGACCAGAUACGAGCAGACCUAGAGCAAAAUCCGCAGAAGAAUCGUAUCACAGGCUAUGAGUGCGGAAGCAGCUGGUGGCAGUACGGCAACACCCUUCUCGAUUUCGACAUGAGUCAUUAUCCGAGCUUGGCGGGGUUCCAGACAUGCGAGGACUCUCUUGUCGAAGCGGCACAUACCGCUACGAGUUGGUUCCAGUGCAGGGUGCAUAAAAGCCGGUUAAGUAUGAUUUACAGACAUGUCGCAUACUCGCCUCUCGGCUACGAAGCGUGCUUCGAUAAGCAUGUGCCGUGCGAGCCCGACAGCAAGAAAGUCUACGAUGGUUGA